This is a messenger RNA of Asterias rubens (European starfish), 2502 nucleotides long. RefSeq lists its product as uncharacterized. The coding region runs from base 124 to 2481 and encodes 785 amino acids. The transcript is spliced from 9 exons. The record is from RefSeq and is a predicted model, not a curated record. Gene Ontology annotation, cellular component: centrosome. Lineage: Eukaryota; Metazoa; Echinodermata; Asteroidea; Forcipulatida; Asteriidae.
GGCUGAUUGUCAAAACCUUCAAUUCCUGUAUUAUUUUCCCCCCAACACGACGGAUGGAUAACGAAUUCUCUUAACCGAAAAGGAAAGGAUUUUGCGACUGGAAUUUCUCACAACUGGAUCGUUAUGGCAGCCGCAAGCGUGAGUGGAGUACCCGGACCGUUAGGUUUACACCAUUAUUACAAGGAACAUCAAGGAAACGAUCACCUCUCAAGAAACUUUCAAUCCAGUGAACUGUUCACACCGUACCUUGUACCUCAGAGACCGACAGUCUCCUCUAACAGGUACAAGCACCACCGGGAUGCACUUGAGAAAACACCUAAGAUACCAUGGGGAACAGCGAGGGAGUACGGCGGGGAGGGACCCGUCAACCUCCCCGAGGAGCACCGCCCAAAGAAUGAGCCCCCACCUGCUGUGGAGAAGGGUCAUCGGCACUACGGCACAGGGACGGAUCCGUACCCCAGGGGUCUCCCAGUUGAACAGUAUUAUGACUUGACAUUGUUAAAAAGAAGUAACACCAGAUCGAAUGAUCAGUUGUUGCCGAGACCCACAGAAGUCGACAUGACAAAAAUUCAAAUCGACAAAGCCUUCCCAGCCGAGCAUCCCUACAGUUCACACAUGUCACGGUUUGCAAUGUUCCCGAGUUUCUCCAACACACCCGACGACUACAAGACCGGGGAAGUAGCUAAAUCCGCCGGUACACUCCACCCCCAGAUGCCCGCUAGUGCUUACGACGUGACAAUCAACCACAAAAGCAAAGGUACUGGUGAUAGAUAUGAGACUCAAGAUCUUCCACUAGAUUCACACAAGAGACCUUUGUCCUGGCCCGGUGAUGUCUUCUUCCAGAACCGGAAGACUCCGACCGGCGGCCAGCAGAGCUUCUACCCCAUCCCACCCAAGGCUGUGCUCCCCUCCCACGCCCCAAGACACUUAGAUUUUUCGGUCCACCCCCGUACCGCUAACGCACUGCGUAAUGUCGAGCGCUCGCAGUGGGUUACCACAUACUCUAAGAACUUCACUGGUUACGGGCCCGCUAAUGCCCUGAGACUAGACAACUUCGACGAGAAGGUCGACAUGGAGAGACGAGGGGGAAUUGAGAACCAUAGCCUACGCCCACGGUCCUAUCCUACCUUUAUGCCACCUCGUCCCCUGGAAGGUCGUGUGUCCCGCCUGAUCGGUCCCAACCAGUGCGUGAGAUGUGUCAUCAAAGAUGGCCGUAUCGAGUACGUUCCAUUCUCGCCCAAGCUGGAGAUUGAAAUGGACAAGGUUCCCGAAUACAAGAACCUUCCAACGGAGACGCAACAGUCCUUCCAGAACCCUGCCGUCACAGACCAAUGGAAGAAGCUCCAGUCCGCCCAACAUCCCGAUGUACAGCUGGGCAAACUAGAAGAGCUGAAACAACAGGCCAGCAUGGAACCCUUAAACUCCCUCCCCAUCAUUACCGACGAAGAGAAGAAAGAGGAAGGGAACUACUUGAAGAAGAUGGCCGAGAGGAAGGAAGAGGAGCUACGGGAGCUGACUAAGAAUACACGGUGGAAGCAAGCCGAGACGCAGCAGCAUCACCACGACCUGAGGAUGCUCAAACGCAAAGUGGAUUUCACCACGCCUAUCUUACAAUCCCCCGUGUACUACGACACACUACAUAAGAUCUACACGACCAAGCCGCCAUUUUACCACGACGGGGAUAACCCUUACGAGUAUGACUACGUCACGCCUUGGGACUACCACAAGACGGAGACACUGACGGACGCGUAUAAACUCGAAGCCGCCAUGGGAGAAAUGGCGAGAACUCGCCAGAACGUAGACGGUCCAGCAGCGAACAUGAAUGUUCAAUUCGCUGGCUCCCCUGGUAAGAACCCGUACAUCACACCCAAGUACACGCAGAGACAAUUGAUGCAGGGGAUGCCACGACUGGAGGCGUCUAUAGCCCAGAAACCCGCAGCACAGUCUAGCUAUACAUACAGCUACAGCCCCGACCAGGUAAAAUCUGUCGCCACACCCGACAACAGUAGAUAUGACCUCAGAGAACUGAGUAAGAGCCUUCCAAACAUGUACAACAGCACGUCAGCUGGAAGCACACCCAAGUCAGUCCGCAUCAACGAAACGGCACAGGUUGCCACCGGGGGUGGGGACACACCCCUCGUGGUCAAUAAUAGAACAUACAGACCCAGUGAGAGACUGGGUGGUACGUCUAACUCCUGGAGCUACCCGGCUUUUGAGAACCCCGGUAGCAACCCCCAGGUGGACGCCCGGUACUUCAACCCGGAAGGAACGCGGGACCCCCGGCUGGAUUGGAAGCCGAGCUCGCCGUUCGGGCAUCGUCCCCAGACCAAGCUGUUGAAGAUGCAGGAUUCCUUCACGCGCACGGAUACGAGACAGUCGUACCGGAAGACAUUCCCGGAGACGAACCCUGACCUGAGAGACAAUAUCUUUACUGGCAAGAAACAUGAAUUUGAAGGAGUGAACACGUGCCAGUGGCACUAAAGCGGUACAAGUUCAACAAAA